AUGACUUCUCAAUCCCGUCUUUUCAAGCCCCUCAAGAUAGGCGAUAUGGAGAUCCAACAUCGCAUUGGUAUGGCCCCACUCACUCGCCUUCGCGCAAGCCAUGAUCGAGUACCGACAUCAAUGAUGAAAGAGUACUACAGUCAACGGUCUGCAGUACCCGGCACCCUGAUCAUCACCGAGGGAACCUUCGUAUCGGCAACUUGCGGUGGCUUCCCUUAUGCACCAGGAAUAUGGCGUGAAGAUCAAAUUUCCGCUUGGAAGACAAUCACUGAUGAAGUCCACCGCCGUGGAUGCUUCAUAUUCUGUCAGCUCUUCGCAAUGGGCCGCGCUGCGGACGUCGAAUUGGCCCGGCAAGAAGGCGUUCCUAUCGUGGCACCCAGUGCCAUCCCCAUUGAAGAGGGUGCUGCAAUACCCCAUGCGAUGACAACUGAAGAGAUCAAGCAAACGGUUAAAGACUUUUUGCAAGCUUCAAAGAAUGCCAUUCGGGCGGGCUUUGACGGUGUUGAAAUCCAUGGUGCGAAUGGGUACCUCCUCGACCAAUUCAUUCAGGAUGUCAGCAACAAACGCCAGGACGACUAUGGUGGCAAUGUGGAAAACAGAUCUCGUCUUCUGGACGAAGUUAUCAAGGCUGUCGUCGGUGUGGUUGGUCCCAAGCGUGUCGGACUUCGUCUGAGCCCCUGGAGUACAUUCCAAGGCAUGAGAAUGGAUGACCCGAUACCGCAAUUUACCGACAUCAUCAAGAAAGCGAGUCACUCGGAUAUCGCCUAUCUUCAUCUCGUGGAGUCUCGUGUAUCCGGAGCUAUGGACUUUGAUGCCCAAGACCGACUGGAUUUUGCAUACCAUCUCUGGAAUGGACCUCUUCUUGUGGCUGGUGGGUAUACACCAUUGGAGGCACAAAGGCUUGUGGAUGGGAAAUAUCCGGAGAAGGACAUUAUAGUCGUAUUUGGGCGGUUUUUCAUCUCGAAUCCAGACCUCAUCUAUCGAGUAAAGGAGGGUCUGGAGCUCAACCCGUACAACAGGGAGACGUUCUAUGUCAUUCAGUCGGCAGUGGGCUAUUUGGAUUAUCCCUUGAGUGACGCGUAUCUGCUAAAUAAACAAGAACUGUCUCACUGA
This is a messenger RNA of Penicillium cataractarum, 1113 nucleotides long. Its product is annotated as alkene reductase. Lineage: Eukaryota; Fungi; Ascomycota; Eurotiomycetes; Eurotiales; Aspergillaceae. The transcript has a single exon. Gene Ontology annotation, molecular function: FMN binding; NADPH dehydrogenase activity. The record is from RefSeq and is a predicted model, not a curated record. Bases 1 to 1113 code for a protein of 370 amino acids.